Molecule: messenger RNA, 486 nt
Organism: Trichechus manatus latirostris (Florida manatee)
Lineage: Eukaryota; Metazoa; Chordata; Mammalia; Sirenia; Trichechidae
Gene: THY1
Product: Thy-1 cell surface antigen
Exons: 3
Coding region: 1-486 (161 amino acids)
Biological process (GO): T cell receptor signaling pathway; integrin-mediated signaling pathway; positive regulation of focal adhesion assembly
Cellular component (GO): myelin sheath; dendrite; external side of plasma membrane
Molecular function (GO): integrin binding; GTPase activator activity
Source: RefSeq, a predicted model, not a curated record
AUGAACCCCACCAUCAGCGCCGCUCUCCUGCUGACAGUCUUUCAGGUGGCCUGGGGACAGAAGGUGACAAGCCUGACUGCCUGCCUGGUGAACCAGAGCCUGCGCCUGGACUGCCGCCAUGAGAACACCACCGCCUUGCCAAUCCAGUACGAGUUCAGUGUGACCCGCGAGACAAAGAAGCAUGUGAUCGAAGGCACUUUGGGGGUGCCUGAGCACUCAUAUCGUACCCGGACCAACCUCACCAGCAAGUACAACAUCAAGGUCCUCUACUUAAACGGCUUCACCAGCAAGGAUGAGGGCACCUAUACAUGUGAGCUCCGCCUCUCUGGCCAGCCUCCCACCAUCUCCAACAAGAACAUCUCUGUCUUCAGAGACAAACUGGUCAAGUGUGAGGGCAUAAGCCUGCUGGCCCAGAAUACCUCGUGGCUGCUGCUGCUUCUGCUCUCCCUGCCUCUCCUCCAGGCCAUGGAUUUCAUCUCCCUGUGA